UGUGUAAUUUGAAGAAAAAAAAAAGCCAUACGUGACAUUUUUAGUUCUAUUUCGAUACAAUAUUAGCGCCACUAUCUACUUCUGAAUUCGUUGAUAAUGUCUAAUACGAGGAAAUUUUGCAAUAACGGCGCGCGCGUCGCGUCAGUCGGUUUUCGUGACGUAAUGCGCGAUGUACUCGAGCCAACAUAGCGAGUUAGAAGCCUGGGGGGCCUGCGAUGACCUUGCAGUGUUUGUAAACAGACACACGUUGGUACACGUUGUCGUCGGAGGAGACAUUAAAAAAAUAAACGACAAAGGUGAUCGGUAGAUCGUCGGGACGAAUAUCCUCGUCGAGAAAAGUGCAAUAUCACGUUUGGGGAAAGAGAUCGAAAGUGAAUAGAAGAAAGAGAGUCGAGCGAGGAAGAGAGAGAGAUAUUCGUCCAAGGAACAUGGAAGUGGAGCCGAUGUGUAUAGUAGAAAACGAAACGGAGGGAUCUCGCGGUGAUCGGAAAGAGGGGGGCAAGAGGGGACGCAAGCCCGGAAGGAAGGCGUCCGACAAGGUGGACAUGAAAGCCAAGCUCGAGCGAAGUCGACAGAGUGCGAGGGAGUGCCGUGCUCGAAAAAAGUUGAGAUAUCAGUACCUGGAAGAGCUUGUGGCUGACAGAGAAAAGGCUGUGUUAGCUCUAAGAAAGGAGCUAGAAAUGUAUCGUCAAUGGGGACACGAAUUGGAUCGCGGACGUAUUCCCGAAGGGCUACAUACGGUUUUGGAGGAAUUGGGAAGCCUGAAACGGGAGAAGAACAGCUAAAGCAGGAAAUAAGAAGUUUGGAGGAAUGUUCAGCGAACGUGUCACGUUCCAUCCACUUUUUUCGCAUCACCGAUUGUAGCAACCGAGUUUCUUUUUUUAUACCUAUUAUUUUUCAUUCGACAGAUCUUCGAGUCGAUGGAUGCAGCGUGAUUUUUAACUAUGGACUUGCAUCUAAAAAAGAAAUAGUCUCUGUGCGCGUCUAUCGUCGAAUUUUAAAUUCGAUUAUUUGACAUUUCGCGCCCUCUUUUACAUGUUUUAUUCGCUCGAUCUAUUUUUUUUUUUUUUUUUUUUUUUUUUUUUUUUUUUCUUCGUUUUUGACACGAACAAUUCUUCUUUUACAUUUUUUUUUCUUUUUUUUUUUACUUUUUCCUCUUUCUACCUCAUCCCCGCCCGUCCGUCCGCCCGCUCCUCCCCCCUUUUCCUUCGAAUCGUUCGAAAAUCGUACGACUCCAAUUCUUUUUCUAUCUUCUUCUAUUUUAUUUCUUCCUUUUGCUCGGUUACUCCGUUCGUAAUCCCGCGAGAAAAAAGCUUGUUCUUUUCUGUCCCCGCCCCCCUCCUAAUCGUUUCUUUUUUCUCUCAUUUCGUGGUAUGAAGAAAGAGACGUCAUCAUGUUAGUUACAAUACUAGCAGGCCUCGUCAUUGUUUCGUCGCUCGUGUUCUCGUGCCGUGGUGCACUCGAUAUUUGUUGCGUUGUUUCUCAUUCGUUAAAGUUUUCUAUCGUUUUCUUUUCUCUUUUGAUCUUUUGAAAUUCUUUAUAAAUCAUUGUUGAAGCGUAACGACGACAACGACCAAGAUACAACGUUGUACGGUCGGUCUCGUUCGUCGUCGUCGUCGUCGUCGUCGUCAUCGUCGUCGUCGUCGUCGUCGUCGUCGAUGGUCUGACGAAAAGAUAAGGAUAGCAUAAAAAGAGAUAAAGUGUCUCUUUGAUGAUCGUUAGAUCGUAAAUUAUUAAAUCGUUCUCUUUUAUGUAUAUGUAUGUAGUUUGUUGAACGUCGUAGAAAAAGGAGAAAGGACGUUGUCGUUGUGUAACAUAGAAAUUCUAUCUAUUGAAAUUUUAAUUUUGUAUUUUUGUCUUUUCGGGAAAAAGAUACGACGCGUUAUGGAUAGACUAAACUCGUUGAAUCGUGUUGAAAAUUAUUUUCUUCCUUAUUUUUUUUUUCUCUUUUUUUUCUCUCUCUCUCUCUCUCUCUCUCUCUUUCUCUCUCCUUUUUUUCUACUUUUUAAUUAUUUACAAAUAUCUUAUUAUAGAUAUUGGAUAUAUCUAGUUUGUUUAUGAGAAAAGAUUAGGCCGCGCCUUUGUACGUGCAUACAAAGUACCUGUCACAAUCUGUGUAAAACGGUAUUUUUAUAAAGUGAACACAUAUUAUUUUGUACAAAAUAAAUAUUAUUGACAGAGAGGAUCGUUCGUAUAUUCGGAAGAGAUUUAAAAUAUAAAUAAAGUGGAUAUUUUUCAAGAA
Vespa velutina is the source of this 2242-nucleotide messenger RNA. It is a transcript of the gene REPTOR-BP, whose product is annotated as REPTOR-binding partner. Gene Ontology annotation, molecular function: DNA-binding transcription factor activity. The record is from RefSeq and is a predicted model, not a curated record. Lineage: Eukaryota; Metazoa; Arthropoda; Insecta; Hymenoptera; Vespidae. Gene Ontology annotation, biological process: regulation of DNA-templated transcription. Bases 429 to 785 code for a protein of 118 amino acids. The transcript is spliced from 4 exons. Gene Ontology annotation, cellular component: nucleus.